Messenger RNA from Schizophyllum commune H4-8, 1579 nucleotides. RefSeq lists its product as uncharacterized. The transcript has 3 exons. The record is from RefSeq and is a predicted model, not a curated record. Lineage: Eukaryota; Fungi; Basidiomycota; Agaricomycetes; Agaricales; Schizophyllaceae. The coding region runs from base 66 to 1388 and encodes 440 amino acids.
CCCGACUGCUAACCUUGGCCUCUUCUUUCGAGGUGCUUGACUCAUCUGCAGCAAUAUCUUUUCCUAUGGCGGACGUACUUUCUACUGCACCCUCUGCUCCUGAGACGAUUCCUGUGACCAUGAACGUCGAUGCUACGACACCGAUGGAGACCACGACGACGGCACCAGUCCCGACUGAGGCAGUAGCAGCACCGUCUUCUGGCCCCAUUGAUCCUGUGCCUCUCUCUUUCCCUGCUAUUCUUCGUACUCCUGGUGUACCAGCGGCCCGCUAUGAACUUCGAGACACAGCGUACGUCCGUCCUUCUGGCAGCAUCCUCGGCCGAGCUGCGAGGAAGGAAGACGUCGAAGGCAAGCGGCGCACGAGGCGGAAGGAGAAUGCCAAGUUCACGGGUAACCCCCACAUCGUUGCAGCCACGAAGCGCGAUCUUGUCCUGGAACCCCCUACUGUCCGUACCACGUUCCCCGAGCCCCUCCCGCCAUCCCUCCCACGCACCGCCAAACUGCCUUCAGUCGUUCCCCCUACCCUCGAUCCGCUCUCCGCCAAUGCCGGCCGCUUCUCCCUCAGCCUGAAGGGCAUGCGCCGCGAGCUGCGCAAGUCCGGCUACGCGCAGGGCCUCGUGCGAGUAGUCGAGCUCGAAAUGGCAGACUGGCUUUCAGACGGCGGCGCGAUGAUGUCCCCCGAUGAUGUCCAGCCCGAGCAGGCGGAGCGUCAGAUCGGGGAGACGCCUGUCGUCGAGGUCUCGCGCACUCCACUGCAGCUCGUAUGGCGGAUAUCGGAGGACUCGUACGCGAGAUACGUCGUGCAUUGCUGCGCGCGCUACCACGAGAUUGUGAGCUUCAGCAAGGACGUCGACGGAGAACGCCUGACCUACCUUUUGCGUCCCAACGUCUUCCGCCCAGACGCGGCUGGCGCCUUCAGCUUGGAGACCCCACCUGUCACCGACAUCGACUAUUCUUCCCAGCUCAGCGAGUCCGACCUCGUCUCCUCCGACGCAGGCGACUCCGACAUCGAAGAGCGUCGCGCGGGACACGCACCAGCAGCCCUUCCUGCGAUCUCUGAGGACCGUCCCGCCUCUCCUGCCGAUAGCUCGUGGUCCAUCGUCGACGAUGCGGCGAGCGCGGACGGCGACGAGUCCGCCAGCGAUGCUGGGCUCGCUGCGAGCGUCGAGUCGUUGUCGCUCGCGGAUGAACGCACGCCUCGGCGCAGGCCGUUGCACCCGGCCGCUUGGGGCAGCCGGCAUUCGCGGGCAGACUCGUCACCCUCUCCGGCGAGGAGGCAGCGCAGGCGGCGGAUGCGGCCUGCGGAUAAUCGCCGUACUGUUCCAGCGCGGCGGGGUGUGACCGCGGCGUCUCGCGGCGAGUCGUUCUACGACUACAUUUUUUCCUGAGUCAGUACGAUUACAUCUUCUCCUGAAUCCGGGCUAAAGAAUUGGGGGUGGCUUCGUGUAAUGUAUAUGUGAGCUUGGUCUUGAUUGUUAGAUGUCGCGCUCACCGUCUCAUCGUCUGUACAGUGUAACAACAGUAUAAGUCAUAGCAGCGGCAAUGUCACUGGUUUCCAGCUGUCCCAAGCAGACGGUCC